This is a messenger RNA of Saccoglossus kowalevskii, 3377 nucleotides long. Its product is annotated as cleavage and polyadenylation specificity factor subunit 3. Gene Ontology annotation, biological process: mRNA 3'-end processing by stem-loop binding and cleavage. The record is from RefSeq and is a predicted model, not a curated record. Gene Ontology annotation, molecular function: 5'-3' RNA exonuclease activity; RNA endonuclease activity; RNA binding. Lineage: Eukaryota; Metazoa; Hemichordata; Enteropneusta; Harrimaniidae. Gene Ontology annotation, cellular component: mRNA cleavage and polyadenylation specificity factor complex.
AUGGCGACCAAAAGAAAAGUAGACAGUCAAGUCCCGGCGGAAGAAAGCGACCGUCUUAUUAUUAGGCCGCUUGGAGCCGGACAAGAAGUUGGCCGAUCAUGUAUUAUGCUAGAGUUUAAAGGGAAAAAAAUUAUGCUUGACUGUGGAAUUCAUCCAGGUUUAAGUGGUAUGGAUGCACUGCCAUAUUUUGAUUUGAUAGAACCAGAUGAGAUUGAUUUGUUACUUAUCAGUCAUUUUCACUUGGAUCAUUGUGGCGCCUUGCCAUGGUUUCUUCAGAAGACUAAUUUCCAAGGGCGUGUCUUUAUGACUCAUGCUACAAAAGCCAUCUAUAGGUGGCUGUUGUCUGAUUACGUCAAAGUUAGUAACAUCUCAACGGAGCAGAUGCUGUACACUGAUAACGACUUGGAAAACAGUAUGGACCGUAUUGAAACCAUAGACUUUCAUGUAGAAACUGAAGUACUUGGAGUCAAGUUUUGGUGUUACAAUGCAGGCCAUGUGUUAGGUGCUGCAAUGUUCAUGAUUGAAAUUGCUGGCGUCAAGUUACUAUACACAGGAGAUUUUAGUCGUCAAGAAGACAGACAUCUAAUGGCAGCUGAAUUGCCAUCAGUUAGACCUGAUGUACUCAUCAUCGAAUCCACCUAUGGUACACAUAUACAUGAGAAAAGGGAAGAACGAGAAGCUCGUUUCACUGGUACAGUCCAUGAUAUAGUCAACAGAGGAGGUAGAUGUCUAAUUCCAGUCUUUGCAUUGGGAAGAGCACAAGAGUUGCUGCUUAUAUUAGAUGAAUAUUGGGCUAAUCACCCUGAAUUACAUGAUAUACCGAUAUACUAUGCGUCAUCGUUAGCUAAGAAAUGUAUGUCAGUUUAUCAGACAUACAUUAAUGCCAUGAAUGACAAGAUAAAAAGACAGAUUACUAUCAGUAAUCCAUUUGUAUUCAAACACAUUUCCAACCUGCGUGGUAUGGAUCAUUUUGAUGACAUUGGACCGUCUGUUGUGAUGGCCAGCCCUGGUAUGAUGCAGAGUGGACUGUCCCGUGAACUCUUUGAGAGCUGGUGUACUGAUAGAAGAAAUGGUGUAAUUAUUGCUGGCUACUGUGUGGAAGGAACACUUGCUAAGCAUAUCUUAUCUCAGCCAGAGGAAGUGACCACAAUGUCUGGACAGAAAUUACCACUUAAGAUGUCUGUAGAUUAUAUAUCAUUUUCAGCUCAUGCAGAUUACCAACAAAUCAGUGAUUUUAUACGUAAACUGAUACCACCACAUGUUAUUUUAGUGCAUGGUGAACAGAAUGAAAUGGGACGUUUGAAAGCCGCUGUGGUUCGUGAUUAUGAAGACAGUGAUAUUGACUUGCAGGUGCACAACCCUAAGAACACACAGGCUGUGGAGCUCUAUUUUAGAGGAGAGAAAAUGGCUAAGGUGAUGGGUAGUUUGGCAUCUAAGAAACCUGAACAUGGUCACAAAGUAUCUGGAAUAUUAGUCAAAAGAAACUUCAACUAUCAUAUAAUAGCACCAUCAGAUCUUGGAAGUUACACUGACUUAGCUGUGAGUACGGUGACGCAGCGUCAGAGUAUCGCUUACAACGCUCCACUAUCGUUGUUAACAUACUACCUCACUCAGCUGUCUGGUGAUAUUGAACACACGGAAGUCCAUGACAAACCGGCAUUGAGAGUAUUCAAACAUGUCAUAGUCAUACACGAGGCAGCACUUGGCAUGGUGACAAUGGAGUGGGUUGCUAAUGCCGUAAAUGAUAUGUAUGCAGACGCUGUCUUAUCAGUAAUUCUCAAAGUAGGAUCAGACCCACAGGCACAGAAAGUUAAACCAGCUCAGCCAAUCAAUGAUGUUUUAUAUGCGGAGAGAUUGACCAAAUUACUGAAGGACAUGUUUGGUGAGCAAUCCAUCCGCAGGAAUGUAUUAGGAAAUGAAAUCAUGGUAACUGUGGAUAACAAAACUGCUAGGGUACAUGUAAAUACUUUGGACGUGAAGUGUGAAGAGGAUGAGAGUCUAUUUCAAAUGGUUUCAUCAGCUGUACUCGGCUACACAAGCUCUCCAUACUCCCUAGUUUCAUCGGCUGUUACCUGGCUACACCAGCUCUCCAUACUCCCUAGUUUCAUCGGCUGUUACCCGACUACACAAGCUCUCCAUACUUCAUAGUUUCUCCAGCUAAACCCGGCUGAACCAAGCUCUUUGUAGUUUCAUCAGUUGUUACCCGGCUACACCAAGCUCUCCAUACUCCAUAGUUUCUCCAGCUAAACCCGGCUGAACCAAGCUCUUUGUAGUUUCAUCAGUUGUUACCCGACUACACCAAGCUCUCCAUACUCCAUAGUUUCUCCAGCUAAACCCGGCUGAACCAAGCUCUUCGUAAUUUCAUCAGCUGUUAGCCGACUACACCAAGCUCUCCAUACUACAUAGUUUCUCUAGCUGAACCAAGCUCUUCGUAGUUUCAUCAGCUGUUAGCCGACUACACCAAGCUCUCCAUACUACAUAGUUUCUCCAGCUGAACCAAGCUCUUCGUAGUUUCAUCAGCUGUUACCCGACUACACCAAGCUCUUCAUACAACAUAGUUUCAUCAGCUAAAUCCGAUUAAACCUAGCUCAUCAUAGUUUCAUCAGCUGUUACUCGGCUACACCAGCUCUCCAUAUUCCAGUCUUAUCAGCUGUUACCUGGCUACACGAAGCUCUCCAUACUCUGUAAUUUCAUCAGCUGUUACUCGGCUACACCAAGCUCUCCAUACUCCAUAGUUUCAUCAGCUGCUACCCGACUACACAAAGCUCUCCAUAUUCCAGUCUUAUCAGCUGUUACCCGACUACACCAAGCUCUCCAUACUCAAUAGUUUCAUCAGUUGUUACCCGACUACACCAAGCUCUCCAUACUCCAUAGUUUCAUCAGCUGUUACCUGGCUACACCAAGCUCUCCAUACUUUGUUGAGAGCCUUUUGUUAUACCUACAGUUUUUGUAUCAACUCACCAUGAGUUGUCUUUGGACAAACCAUGGUUUUUGAAUCAAUGCCUCGUUCGUUCGUCUUUUAACUAGUCAUCUCAUCUAAGCUGUUCAUUGAUACCCGAUAUGACAGCAAGUAGUAGACAAAGCUCAUUAUUGUAUUAGUUUUUUUAAAUCAUCAUACCAAGCCUUCAACUAUCAAAGAUAUGCUUUCAAAUUGGUAUUAUUCAGUUUAUGUAUGAAUGCACACCAGCAUGUUAGCAACCAUCACAUGGGACUCACCAUUCCAUUCAUUUGCAACUAUAAUGGCAGUGUGUGUGGAAUACUGAGAUGAAUAAUCUUUACUGCUUCCAAUAAGGAUAUAUUCACUGUCUGUAUAUAUUUAUUUUGUAUUUUUGAGUUGAAGACUGCCAUACACUAACACAAAUAAUAAAAAUUUGUUA